This is a messenger RNA of Lemur catta (Ring-tailed lemur), 2390 nucleotides long. It is a transcript of the gene XPNPEP2, whose product is annotated as X-prolyl aminopeptidase 2. NCBI's taxonomy places the organism in Eukaryota, Metazoa, Chordata, Mammalia, Primates, Lemuridae. The transcript is spliced from 21 exons. Bases 175 to 2199 code for a protein of 674 amino acids. The record is from RefSeq and is a predicted model, not a curated record. Gene Ontology annotation, molecular function: metalloaminopeptidase activity.
UCAAGGCUCUGCCCACACUGGCUCCCAGAGCCCUCCGAAACAAAAGACCAGAGAGGCCAGACAUCUCCCCUGUCUGCUCCUGCGCAGGAAAGGCCUGGAGGAAGAGGCCAGGGACACAACCUUCCCUCUCUCUCCAAUCCCUCCAUCCUCCCAGCACUGGCAUCUGGAGACCCCAUGCCUCGGGCUCACUGGGGCUGCUGCCCCUGGCUGGUCAUCCUCUGUGCUUAUGCCUGGGGCUAUCCAGAGCCAGCAGACCUUGGAAGAGAGGAUGUGAGAAACUGUUCCAUCAACCCCCCGUACCUUCCAGUUACUGUGGUCAAUACCACAGUGCGGCUCACAGCCCUCCGCCAGCAGUUGCAGACUCAGAAUCUCUCUGCCUACAUCAUCCCAGACACGGAUGCCCACAUGAGCGAGUACCUCGGCACAGCUGACAAGAGGCAUUCAUGGAUUACAGGCUUUACUGGGUCUGCAGGAACCGCAGUGGUGACCAUGGAGAAAGCAACUCUCUGGACAGACAGUCGCUACUGGACUCAGGCUGAGCGGCAGAUGGACUGCAAUUGGGAGCUCCAUAAGCAAGUUGGCGCCACUCCCAUUGCCACCUGGCUCCUCACUGAGAUUCCUGCUGGAGGACGUGUGGGCUUUGACCCCUUCCUCUUGUCUAUCGACUCCUGGAACAGUUAUGACCUGGCCCUCCAAGGCUCUGACAGACAGCUGGUGUCCAUCACGGUCAACCUUGUGGACCUGGUGUGGGGGUCAGAGAGGCCCGUGUUGCCAAGCCAGCCCAUUUAUGCCCUGCAGGAGGCGUUCACAGGGAGCACUUGGCAGGAGAAGGUGUCUGACAUCCGAAGCCAGAUGCAGAAGCAUAGCAAGGCCCCGACUGCCGUGCUUCUGUCGUCGCUUGAUGAGACGGCCUGGCUCUUCAACCUUCGCAGCAGUGACAUCCCCUAUAAUCCCUUCUUCUAUUCCUACACGCUGCUCACAGACUCUGCCAUCAGGUUAUUUGCAAACGAGAGUCGUUUUAGCUCCGAGACCCUGACGUACCUGAACUCCAGUUGCACAGGCUCCAUGUGUGUGCAACUCGAGGAUUACAACCAAGUUCGUGACAGCGUCCAGGCCUAUGCCUCAGGAGACGUGCGGAUCUGGAUCGGGACCAGCUAUACCACGUAUGGGAUCUACGAAGUGAUACCCAAGGAGAAACUCGUGACAGACACCUACUCCCCAGUGAUGGUUACCAAGGCAGUGAAGAACAGCAAGGAGCAGGCCCUCCUGAAGGCCAGCCACGUGCGGGACGCUGUGGCUGUGAUCCGGUACUUGGUCUGGCUGGAGAAGAACGUGCCCAAAGGCACCGUGGACGAGUUCUCGGGAGCAGAGAUGGUGGAGAAGUUCCGAGGAGAGGAAGAGUUCUCCUCUGGACCCAGUUUCGAAACCAUCUCUGCUAGUGGCCUGAAUGCUGCCCUGGCCCACUACAGCCCAACCAAGGAGCUAAACCGCAAGCUGUCCACAGAUGAGAUGUACCUGCUGGAUUCGGGGGGACAAUACUGGGACGGGACCACAGACAUCACCAGAACAGUCCACUGGGGCACCCCCUCUGCUUUCCAAAAGGAGGCAUAUACCCGCGUGUUGAUAGGAAAUAUCGACCUGUCCAGACUCGUCUUUCCCGCUGCUACAUCAGGGAGAUUGAUGGAAGCCUUUGCCCGCAGAGCUUUGUGGAACGUUGGGCUCAAUUAUGGUCAUGGGACAGGCCAUGGCAUUGGCAACUUCCUGGGUGUACAUGAGUGGCCAGUGGGAUUCCACUCCAGUGCCAUCGCCAUGGACAAGGGCAUGUUCACUUCCAUUGAACCUGGUUACUAUGAGGACGGAGAGUUUGGGAUCCGCAUUGAAGAUGUGGUCCUCGUAGUAGAAGCAGAAACCAAGUACCCAGGGACCUACCUGACCUUUGAAGUGGUGUCAUUGGUGCCUUAUGACCGGAACCUCAUCGAUGUCAGCCUGCUGUCCCCCGAGCAUCUCCAGUACCUGAAUCUCUACUACCAGACCAUCCGAGAGAAAGUGGGCCCGGAGCUGCUGCGGCGCCAGCUGCUGGAGGAGCACGAGUGGCUGCAGCAGCACACAGAGCCCCUGUCCGCCAGGGCCCCGGGCCCCGCCUCCUUGGCUUCUCUGUUGACAGCCUCCGCUCUUGUCAUCCUGGGCUGGAGUGCAUAGAGGCUCCCAACACUACUGCUAACCCUCCACCUAGAUGUGGGGCUCACCUGCUCAGCUCCCUUCACCCCUGCACUGUACAUGCCCCAAGAACCCCUGCCAGGGCCGGGCUCAGUCACUCACACCUGUCAUCCUAGCAUUCUGGGAGGCUGAGGCAGGAGGAUGGCUUGAGGUUAGGAGUUCGAGACCAACCC